GAACGUAAUUGACUUCAAUUGGAUUGAGUUUAUCAAUGCUUUCAUCACUGGUUUUACUAUUUAUUUAAACAUUUAAUUGAUUUUAAUUAUAAUUAACAAACAAAUCAAUGGCCGAAACAAAUGUCAUAUUAAGAGGAUCUAAGGGUUUGUCUUUAGUAAAGGGAGACAAACCUUAUUCAGAGAUCAACUCUUUGAGUCAACGAAAUGAUGUCCGAUGUAUUGAUGUCUCUAUUGAUGGCAAAUAUCUGGCUUUUGCUGAUAAUAGUGGUAUCAAAGUAGUGACACUUCCCGACUGUCAGACCAUCUUCGAGAAGAAUGAGAAUAUGAAUUAUGUCAAGUUAUCACCGAAAGGGACCAUUUUGUCCACUUGGCAUCCAUCCAAUCAAAACAAUGUCAAUAAUCUUCAUCUUUAUGAUAUCGCCACUCAAUCACUCAGCAGUGCCUUACCUCAGAAGAAGCCGAGUCGAUGGUGUCCGCACUGGACUAAUGAUGAAUCGAUUUGUGUCCGACACGUGAAUAUGGAAUUAAAUAUCUAUGAAAACAAUAGGUUUGAACGAUAUGUUCAUCGGAUGUGUUCACAAAAAGUGGCCAAUUAUUCAGUGGUGACCGACAGUCAAACGGGUUGUCAUUACAUUGCCUGUUAUACUGUUGGAGCUAAGGGUCAGCCAAGUUUUGUCCGCAUUUAUCAAUACCCGCGUUUUGAGGGUAUGGCCAUCGCUAACAAAAGCUUCUAUAAAGCAGAUUAUGUGGACUUCAAGUGGAACCAAAAGGGAAACGCAUUGCUAUUGUUGUGUUCAACAGAAGUCGACCAAACGGGCAAAAGUUAUUACGGACAACAAACUCUUCACUAUUUGAACAUAAAAGGCGAGACAUUUAUAGUAAGCCUUAAUAAAGACGGACCCAUUCAUAAUACUUGUUGGACACCCGAUAGUUCAAUGUUUUGUGUCAUUUAUGGUUAUAUGCCGGCAAAAACAUCACUUUUUAACAAUAAAUCGGAAAUAAUGUUUGAAUUUGGAGAAGGAAGUCGAAACAUUAUUUGCUUCAAUAGUUUUGGUAAUUUGGUAUCACUCGCAGGUUUUGGCAAUCUUAGGGGUGGUGUUCAGGUUUGGGACUUCAAACAAAAACAACUUAUUUCCGAGUUUAAUGCACCCGAUACUACUCAUAUGGAUUGGUCACCCGAUGGCAAACAUAUUUUAACAGCAACUACAGCGCCUAGACUUCGGGUUGGAAAUGGGUUCCGGAUUUGGACUUAUAAUGGAGUCAAACAAUAUGAAAAUAUUUUUGAUACCAAUACUGAACUUUAUGAUAUUGUAUGGCAACCCUCUAAUCAAUUUAGUGAACCACAAAUUGUAAUACCGAAAGGACAAUCUGUAUCAAAACCUGUCGAACCCAAGAAGUAUAUUCCGCCUCAUCUGAGAAAAGAUACAAAACAGUCAAAUAAUAAUAAUAAUAAUAACUCACAAAAACCACAGUCAAAGGCUAUACCAUUGAAUGAAAACGAAAAGAAAAUAAAGAAUUUGGAGAAAAAAUUGCAACAAAUAAAAGAUUUGAAGGAACAGAUAGAUUCAGGAAAAACAUUAGAGAAGAAUCAAAUGGAAAAGAUUAGUAAAGAACAAGAUUUGAUUAAUGAAUUAAUGCAAUUA
This is a messenger RNA of Oppia nitens, 1643 nucleotides long. It is a transcript of the gene eIF2A, whose product is annotated as eukaryotic translation initiation factor 2A-like. The transcript is spliced from 3 exons. Gene Ontology annotation, cellular component: cytosolic small ribosomal subunit. Gene Ontology annotation, molecular function: tRNA binding; protein binding; mRNA binding. Gene Ontology annotation, biological process: translational initiation. The annotation marks the transcript as partial. Lineage: Eukaryota; Metazoa; Arthropoda; Arachnida; Sarcoptiformes; Oppiidae. The record is from RefSeq and is a predicted model, not a curated record.